UAAAGAAACAAACCGACCACUGAGCUAACCAGGCAGGUAGCUAGUUGUUUGGAGGUGUGAACGGCUAUACUGAUCAUGCAUCACGUCAAGAUCAAGACUGAGAAGCCAGAUGUAGAGGGGAGUGGUGCACGCAGCCGACUAGAUGCAGUAUUACAGGGGCUGGUGGAGAAGAGUGACAGUGAGAGGGAGCAAAAUGAAGAUGAGACAAAGAUAGCAGAAGAAUCUCUGAGCAAGGAUGUGUCUCCGUCUUCUGCUGGGAAGCGGCCAUCGUCACGGUUCCCACAGCAAAGGAGGAAGAAACGGAAAGAGAUGGACGAUAGCUUAACAGAGAGCAACCAACAUAAACAAAAUGCCUACAUUAUCAAGUUGUUUGACCGCAGUGUGGACCUGGCACAGUACACCACCAGUACCCCACUUUACCCCAUUUGCCGGGCCUGGAUGAGGAACAACCCAGCGGUCAGAGAGAGAGCUGCAUCCCCAAGCCCCUCACAUAGCAUGGGGGAAGAGGAGGCUGCAAACAUGCUCAAUGGUAAGGGACAGAAUGUGUAUCGCCUCCCUCCGCCCACCUCCUGUCCUCUCAACCCUUCUGGAGAUCCUGUCAAUCUGAGGAUCCCGCCCACAGAAAAGCCUAUUGUCAGCAAGUCUACAGAUACAGCUCUUGUGUCUGGUCCCCUCAUAUACAACCACAUAGAACGCUGGAAAAAGAUCAGGCAAAAAUGGAAAGAAGCGUCCAACAAGAAUCAGCUGAGGUAUAGUGAGAGCAUCAAGAUCCUGAAGGAGAUGAAGGAGAUGUACGACCGCUAGCUGGGAAUCCCCCAGGUAGUAAUCCCACAGCAGAGGGAGGAGAGUAGAGGGAGGAGAAAAGAAGAGCAGGUAGGAGCCACGAGGAAGUCAUCGACCCCAGGACACUGCCUUAGUCCUCUCCCCAAGGAGGACAUUACAUGUGACUGUCAGAGGAGCCUCAUGGAGCCCAUUUCUACCAUAUAAUGCCACAAUUAACAACCCAAAGUCCUCGUUUUGAAAAUAUAGCAAUAUUUUAAGUAAGUUGAUCCUUCUGGUGGGCCCAAGUUCACCUGUGACUGGGGUAUUGGGAUUGUAUUUAGAUAAAUAUUACAUUUUAAUGUUUUUUGUCAUAUUACAGAAAAUCUGGUGGUGCAUUAUACAGUCUGUUGUCGAUCACAACGAUGUGUCAUGAAACGUUUGUAAACAGGUUGAGUAGUGUACAACAUUUGUUCAAAUUCCGGGAUACUGUAAAUCAAUUCCAGGCUUCCAUAGGUAAAUAUUUGUGUUUUAGGAUCACCAGUUUCCCAGACAAGCAGUGCCUUUGGGAAUAUUUUUUGUAUAGACAUUCAAAAGAACAGUCUCACACACAUCUAAAAUUAGAGUAAGGAAACUGUGUACAAAAAAAAUUUUUUUAUAAAGUAUUGAGCUAUUGUAAUUUAUUUAUCGCUAUGGUAAAUCUGGCAGAGUGCUGUUUUUACAAUUGAUUGAUUUCUGAAAUAAAUUUUAUUCAAAGGA
Messenger RNA from Coregonus clupeaformis (lake whitefish), 1518 nucleotides. Its product is annotated as protein lin-37 homolog. Gene Ontology annotation, biological process: negative regulation of transcription by RNA polymerase II. The coding region runs from base 76 to 804 and encodes 242 amino acids. Gene Ontology annotation, cellular component: Myb complex; transcription repressor complex. The record is from RefSeq and is a predicted model, not a curated record. NCBI's taxonomy places the organism in Eukaryota, Metazoa, Chordata, Actinopteri, Salmoniformes, Salmonidae. The transcript is spliced from 10 exons.